UCAGUUCUUUGAGGGUAGUUAGUUGGACAACGGCGUUGCCGAAAACGGGCCACCUCAGCUGCCGCACAACCAAUUUUUGGCCAUGUACAUAAAACAAAACCGGUUAAAAUCAAACACAAAAUGCAAUUAGCCAACUACAGAGGGCCACUAACAAGCACCGCAGAAGUCAACAAACUAACUAAAAAGUGCCAUCAACUAAAUUAGUGCAAGCAGCAGAAGGAUAUAGCGGAAGGCAGCGAAAGGAAAGGGCCGCACGGAAACGGAAAUGCCCAUUGAGCCGACAACGCCACCGUCUGACGACUCUGCAACAACAGCAAUAAAAGUAACGAUACAACACUGCCUGCCUGAACGCCGCCUGGCCCAGCCCCACACUCCCCCACCACACAUGUAGCCAGUGCAUUCGGUCUAUAUAUGUGUGUGUGUGCGAGUGUGCAUGAGUGUGAGUGAGCCAACAAAUUGUUGCGGCUAAUAGAACAGGAAGCAAACGGAGAACAGGAGCAGGAGGAGCAGCAGGAACAGGAGCUGCUGUAGCAGCAGCAAAAGCAAUUUUCAUACGCCUCCAGUUCGUCAGCAGAAAUCAUUCAAAAUUCAUCGUCUAAGCAAAACGGAUGCAGCGCGCACAAGAGAAUGAAUUUAAAUCGCAAAUAAAAUCAAUCAAAAACGUGCAUAUCAACCGAGAGGAACAAACAAACAAACAAGAAAAAAAAUAAAGAGAAAACUGAAACAGAAACAGAAACAGAAACAGAAACCAGAGAACCAUAAUCAAAGUUCUUCGUUGCAUUUAAAGGACACCAAGGAUAUUGAUAUACUUGUGUCCCCUGCCUCAGCCUUUAUAUAGCAAUCGCUCUCUUCACUCUCUCUCUCUGUCUCUCUCGGACUACCGACUACCGACUACCGACCCGCUCCCUGUGAGUGUGUGCGUGCUACGGUUUAUUGCAUGCCGCGGAUGAGCCGCGGAUUAUGUCACGUGACGAAUAUAAUCCAGUGAAUAGCUCUGGUGUGCGCAGUCCGGGUCGCGUGCGGCGGCUCCAGGAAUUGCCAACUGUCGAUCGGUCACCAUCACGGGAUUACGGCGCCCCACGCGGAAGUCCUCUAGCAAUGGGCAGUCCAUACUACCGCGACAUGGAUGAGCCAACCAGUCCCGCCGGAGCGGGCCACCAUCGCAGCCGGAGCGCCAGCAGACCACCGAUGGCCCAUGCCAUGGACUAUCCAAGAACCCGCUAUCAGUCGCUGGAUCGUGGUGGCCUCGUCGAUCCGCACGAUCGUGAGUUCAUACCGAUACGUGAGCCGCGCGAUCGUUCGCGCGACAGAUCGCUGGAGCGAGGCCUCUACCUAGAGGACGAGCUGUAUGGACGGUCGGCGCGCCAGAGUCCCAGUGCCAUGGGUGGCUACAAUACGGGCAUGGGGCCCACCUCGGAUCGCGCCUAUCUGGGGGAUCUGCAGCACCAGAACACCGAUCUGCAGCGGGAGUUGGGCAACCUCAAGCGGGAGCUGGAGCUGACCAACCAGAAGCUGGGCAGCUCGAUGCACAGCAUCAAGACCUUCUGGUCGCCGGAGCUGAAGAAGGAGCGGGCCCUGCGCAAGGAGGAGAGCGCCAAGUACAGUCUGAUCAACGAUCAGUUGAAGCUGCUCAGCACAGAGAACCAGAAACAAGCGAUGCUCGUGCGCCAAUUGGAGGAGGAGCUGCGUCUGAGGAUGCGACAGCCCAACCUGGAGAUGCAGCAGCAGAUGGAGGCCAUCUAUGCGGAGAACGAUCAUCUGCAGCGUGAGAUAAGCAUUCUGCGGGAGACGAUCAAGGAUCUGGAGUGCCGGGUCGAGACCCAGAAGCAGACUCUGAUUGCCCGCGAUGAGAGCAUCAAGAAGCUGCUGGAAAUGCUGCAGGCCAAGGGAAUGGGUAAAGAGGAGGAGCGUCAGAUGUUUCAGCAGAUGCAGGCCAUGGCCCAGAAGCAGAUGUACAAUAACUACACGGGCGUCAGCGGAUGCAGUCCCCCACUGCCAGACAUUAUUGGACAAUAUUACGGCCCGCCCGCCCACGCAUACGGCCCCAGCCCCGGAAACGGUUAUGGUAACGCGUACGAUCUGUACGGACCCUCCACAUCGUCGGGAGGCUAUUUAUAUGACCCGGGGGCAGCUGCUGCAGCAGCCGCCGCUGCCCAGAUCUACGGCCAGAGCCAGACCUCGCCCAUACGCCGGAGGCGGUACAGCAUCGCCGGACUGCCCUCGGCCACCAUGUAUAACGAUGUGUACGGUUACCCGGCCCCGCCACAGCACCAGACGAGCUCCUCGAACAUCGUCAACCUGCUGAACGAGGCCCACAAGUCGAUAUCGCGCUCCUCCCAGAUCCUCAACCUCUCGAACCAGGCGCGCCAGUUGGGCCAACUGGUGACCACUCCCCUGGGCGGCCGCGUAGUUUCAAGCUACCCCACGCUGCACCCGGGCGACACCUCGCCACCGUAUCUGAACGACAACCUGCUGCAAAUGUCCACGAGCUUCUCCUCCCAGCCGAACAUGUAUUUCCAACCGCAGCCGCAGCCGCAGCAGGCGCCGCUGCCCACGCAGCUGACGGCCGCCCAGAGCGCCGCUGCGGCGGCUGCGCGGCUGAGGCCCGCGUACUCCGUCACCAACCUGGUGUCGGGUUACCCGAGCUCGGCCGGCCUGGGGAUGGGCAUGGGAAUGGGAGCGGGUAUGGGUGUGGGUGUGGGUGUGGGGGCCUGCAAGUAUGGGAUGACGGGCUACGCGAAUCCCUAUCAGAGUGAGAUGCAGAACUCCUCGGGCUACGGCGGCCUGGGAUUGGGGCUGGGACCGUUCCAGCAGCGGCAGCUCAUGUCACAGUCCCUGCACGCCUCCAACCCCGCCAUCUCGCAGUACUAUCAGCAGCAGCACCAGCCUUCGGCCAGCUCGGCAGCGGCCCUGGCCUACAAUCUGCAGCAGCAGUUCGCCGGAAGCCAUCAUUACGGGAGCGGCGGCCAGCCGCCGCUGGGACAUUCGCACAUACAGGCCUCGGUGCAGCAGCAGAUGCAUCCGCAGUACCAGUACCAUGUGCACCAGCACCAGAACCACCUGCAGACCCAUCCCCUGGCCUCGCUGGCCAACACGAGUGGACCGUUCGGUGGGACGCUGGCCAGCAGCGGCAGGGACGCGGUGACCGGAGCCGGCUACGAGGGACUGCACCACUCGCAUCCGCAUCACUCGCAUUCGCAUCUGCAUACGCAUCCGCACUCGCAUCACUCCUCGCAUCACCAUCACUCGGCAUAUCCGCACUCGCUGUCGCACCACCAGCAGCAGCCGCAUCAACAGCAUCAUCACCACCAUCUGCCAUACUCAAAACUAGACUUAGAUUAUCCGAAACUGCCGCAAGAGCAUAAGCGACAAUUGGACGAAUUUCGUCUUGAAAUACAGAGAAGGGAUCAAGAGAUCCUGGCGAUGGCGGCCAAAAUGAAAACACUGGAGGAGCAGCAUCAGGACUAUCAGCGGCACAUAGCGGUGCUCAAGGAGUCGCUAUGUGCCAAAGAGGAGCACUACAACAUGCUGCAUUCGGAUGUGGAGGAGAUGCGGGCCCGCCUCGAGGAGAAGAACCGCCUGAUCGAGAAGAAGACCCAGGGCACACUGCAGACGGUGCAGGAGCGCAACCGCCUCACCAGCGAGCUGACCGAACUCAAGGAUCACAUGGACAUCAAGGACCGCAAGAUCAGUGUGCUGCAGCGCAAGAUCGAGAACCUGGAGGAUCUGCUCAAGGAGAAGGACAACCAGGUGGACAUGGCCCGGGCCCGUCUCUCGGCCAUGCAGGCCCACCACAGCAGCUCCGAAGGUGCUCUGACCAGCCUCGAGGAAGCCAUCGGCGACAAGGAGAAGCAGAUGGCCCAGCUGCGCGAUCAACGCGAUCGGGCCGAGCACGAGAAGCAGGAGGAGCGCGAUCUGCACGAGCGUGAGGUGGCCGACUACAAGAUCAAGCUGCGGGCCGCCGAGAGCGACGUGGAGAAGCUGCAGACCCGCCUGGAGCGAGCCGUCAACGAGCGCGAGCGUCUCGAGAUCAAGCUGGAGGCCUCCCAGAGCGAGCUGGGCAAGUCGAAGGCAGAACUCGAGAAGGCCACCUGCGAGAUGGGACGAAGCAGCGCCGACUGGGAGUCCACCAAGCAGCGGAUCGCCCGCCUCGAGCUCGAGAACGAGCGGCUGAAACACGACCUGGAGCGUUCCCAGCUGCAGCUAGAAGAACAGACCACACUACACAAAAAUGUACAAAAGUUAAUGUUCGAAACGGGCAAGAUAUCGACAUCAUUUGGCAGGACGACGAUGACCACGUCCCAGGAGCUGGAUCGGGCCACGGAGCGAGCCGACAAAGCGGCCGCCGAGCUGCGACGCACCCAAGCCGAGCUGAGAGUCACACAGGGCGAAACUGAAAAACGUUUUUCGGAUGCGGAGCGGGCACGCGAAGAGGGGGCCGCCCUGCAGGAGAAGCUGGAAAAGAGUCAGGGCGAGGUGUAUCGGCUGAAGGCGAAGCUGGAGAAUGCCCAGGGCGAACAGGAGAGUCUGCGCCAGGAGCUGGAGAAGGCGCAGAGCGGCGUCUCGCGCAUCCAUGCCGAUCGCGACCGGGCCUUCUCCGAGGUUGAAAAGAUCAAGGAGGAGAUGGAGCGCACCCAGGCCACGCUGGGCAAGGCGCAGCUGCAGCAUGAGAAGCUGCAGAACUCACUGGACAAGGCCCAGAACGAGGUGGACCAUCUGCAGGACAAGCUGGACAAGGCGUGCACCGAGAACCGUCGCAUGGUGCUCGAGAAGGAGAAGCUCACCUACGACUACGACAACCUGCAAUCGCAGCUGGACAAGGCCCUGGGACAGGCGGCACGCGUGCAGAAGGAGCGCGAGACUCUCACCCUGGACACUGAUCGCAUUCGCGAGAAAUUGGAGAAGACUCAGAUGCACUUGGCGCGCAUCCAGAAGGAGCGGGAUCAAUUCUCUGACGAACUGGAAACGCUCAAGGAGCGCUCGGAGUCCUCGCAGACGCUGCUGAUGAAGGCGGCCCGAGACCGGGAGGCGAUGCAAACGGAUCUGGAGGUGCUAAAGGAGCGCUACGAGAAGUCGCAUGCCAUACAGCAGAAACUGCAGAUGGAGCGGGACGAUGCCGUGACCGAGGUGGAGAUACUCAAGGAGAAGCUGGACAAGGCCCUGUACGCCAGCCAGAAGCUGAUCGACGAGAAGGACACCUCCAACAAGGAGUUCGAGAAGAUGCUGGAGAAGUACGAUCGCGCACAGAACGAGAUCUACCGCCUGCAAUCCCGCUGCGACACCGCCGAGGCGGAUCGCGCCCGCCUGGAGGUGGAGGCGGAACGAUCGGGUCUGGCCGCCAGCAAGGCACGCGAGGAUCUGCGCAAACUGCAGGACGAGAGCACGCGGCUGCAGGAGGCCUGCGAUCGGGCAGCACUGCAGCUGAGCCGAGCCAAGGAGUGCGAGGACAAUGCCCGCAGCGAGCUGGAGCACCACCGGGAUCGCUUCGACAAGAUGCAGACGGACAUCCGCCGUGCCCAAGGCGAGAAGGAGCACUUCCAGUCGGAGCUGGAGCGCGUCACCUACGAGCUGGAGAGGGCGCAUGCCGCCCAGACCAAGGCGGGAGCCAGCGUGGAGGCGGCCAAGGAGGAGGCCGCCCACUACGCGGUCGAGCUGGAGAAGAUGCGCGACCGAUACGAGAAGAGCCAGGUGGAGCUGCGCAAGCUGCAGGACGUGGACACCUUUGGGCGCGAGACACGCCGCCUCAAGGAGGAGAACGAGCGGCUGCGCGAGAAGCUGGACAAGACGCUGAUGGAGCUGGAGACGAUCCGCGGCAAGUCGCAGUACGAGUCGGAGUCGUUCGAGAAGUACAAGGACAAGUACGAGAAGAUCGAGAACGAGAUACAGAACAUGGAGUCGAAGCUGCACGAGACCAGCCUGCAGCUGGAGCUCUCCAAGGGAGAGGUGGCCAAGCUGCUGGCCAAUCAGGACAAGCAGCGCUCGGAGCUGGAGCGGGCGCACAUCGAGCGCGAGAAGGCGCGGGACAAGCACGAGAAGCUGCUGAAGGAGGUCGAUCGUUUGCGCCUACAACAGUCCUCGGUGAGCCCCGGCGAUCCGGUUCGCUCCUCCGCCUCCACCUCGGGGUUGUCGGCGGGCGAGCGGCAAGAGAUCGACCGGCUGCGCGAUCGCCUCGAGAAGGCGCUGCAGUCGCGCGAUGCCACCGAACUGGAGGCCGGUCGCCUGGCCAAGGAACUGGAGAAGGCGCAAAUGCAUCUGGCCAAGCAGCAGGAGAACACCGAGUCCACGCGCAUCGAGUUCGAGCGCAUGGGCGCUGAGCUGGGGCGCCUCCACGAUCGCCUCGAGAAGUCCGAGUCCGAGAAGGAGUCGCUCCGCCAGGCAAGUCGCAGCGGAGGCGCAGCCGCAGCCGCAGCUGCCGCUGCCCCCCAUCCCCAACUGGAGAAGCACGUGCAGAAGCUGGAGACCGACAUCAAGCAACUGGCCAUGGAGCGCGAGCAGCUCGUCCUGCAGCUGGAGAAGAGCCAGGAGAUCCUCAUGAACUUCCAGAAGGAGCUGCAGAACGCCGAAGCGGAGCUGCAAAAGACCCGCGAGGAGAACCGCAAGCUGCGGAACGGCCAGCAGGUGCCACCGGCAGCCCCCGCCGAGAUUCAGGCCAUGCAGAAGGAGAUCCAAGCGCUCCAGCAGAAGCUGCAAGAGUCGGAGCGAGCCCUGGCCGCGGCAGGACCACAGCAGGCGGCGGCGGCAGCCGCAGCGGCGGGCGCCCGACCCGAGGAGAUCGAGCAGUGGCGCAAGGUCAUAGAACAGGAGAAGGGACGCGCCGACAUGGCCGACAAAGCCGCCCAGGAAAUGCACAAGCGCAUCCAGUUAAUGGACCAACACAUCAAGGAUCAACACGCCCAGAUGCAGAAGAUGCAGCAGCAGAUGCAGCAACAGGCGGCACAGCAGCAGCAAACAGCGGCAGGUGCCGCCGCCGGAGCCGGUGUCGAUGCCAAGGAGCUUGAGAAGGUCCGCACCGAGCUGCAGGCCGCCUGCACCGAGAGGGAUCGCUUCCAGCAACAGCUCGAACUGUUGGUCCAGGAACUCGAAAAGAGUCAGCUCUCGAAUCAGGAGCAGGCCAAGCAGUUGCAGAGCUCUCAGCAGCAGGUGCAACAGUUGCAGCAACAGAUUCAGACGCUGCAACAGCAGAUGCAGCAGCUGCAGCAGGCUGGCAAUGCUGGGGCAGCCGCCACGGAUGUGCAGCGUCAGCAGCUGGAGCAGCAGCAGAAGCAGCUGGAGGAGGUGCGCAAGCAGAUCGACAACCAGGCGAAGGCCACCGAAGGCGAGCGGAAGAUCAUCGACGAGCAGCGCAAGCAGAUCGAGGCCAAGCGCAAGGACAUCGAGGACAAGGAGAAGAAGAUGUCCGAUUUCGAUGUGCAGCUGCGCAAGCGCAAGGAGCAAAUGGACCAGCUGGAGAAAUCCCUCCAGACACAGGGCGGCGGCGCGGCGGCUGCCGGCGAGCUCAACAAGAAGCUCAUGGACACGCAACGGCAACUGGAAGCGUGCGUGAAGGAGCUGCAGAACACAAAGGAGGAGCACAAGAAGGCGGCAACCGAAACGGAGCGUUUGCUGCAAUUGGUACAAAUGUCGCAGGAGGAGCAGAAUGCCAAGGAGAAGACCAUCAUGGAUUUGCAACAAGCCUUAAAGAUCGCUCAAGCCAAAGUCAAACAAGCACAAACGCAACAACAGCAGCAGCAAGAUGCUGGGCCAGCUGGCUUCUUGAAGAGCUUUUUCUAAAGAAACAUAGAAAAACCAAGACCCACACACCCACAGCUACAGAUGCAGAUGCAGAUAUUUACCUAAUACGAUACGAUAAAGAAGAAAACAAAACAAAAAGAAUAUACCAAAAGCACUGUCUACUAUUUUGUAUACUACCGAUGCCAGAUACUUAUACCAACUACAUACAUAUAUACAUAUAUACAUAUAUGCAGUAUUUCUACAACUCUCACAUACCACACCACCACUCCACACAACACCCACACACAAUUGUAAAUGACACUAUGUAAAUGCGAAAUGAAAAUGCAAAAUGCAAUUAUUUGAUAUUUAUGUGUAUGUACAAUUAGGUUGCCGCUAUACUCAAAUUAUGGAUGCAUUUAAAUGUCAGCAGCUCGUAAAGCUUCAUUUGUCUCGAACUUUCUUAGCUCUCUCUCUCUCUCUCUCUCUCUCUGUAUCUCUCUCACUAACUCUCUUUCUCGAUCCUCUUUCGAACUCAACUUAAUGUUUACCGUUUAGGCAACCACACACAACCUUGUCUCUCUUUCUCACUCACUCUCUCUGCCUAUAAAACACCCAAACCAGAGCUUUCUGUCCAACACUCACUCUCUGUCGCUACUGUAAAAGCUCAGGAACGUGACUACGCUAUGUCUAGAGGCUAGCCACCCAAUUGUCCCCCGCACGCAGCACGCAUAAGCCGUUGUUCUCCUAACUGCGCGAAUGUGAUUCACAAACGGAAGGAGCAAACAAAAAUAAACAGACAAAGGAGAAGAUAGUACGAGUUAUUUCGAAGUAGAAGAUGUAACUUAUAUGCUAGCCUCUGUUAUAGUUAGUAAAACAUUAACCACUUCCCAUUCCACAUGCAUUCACGCAUUCCACACUGUACAUAAAGCAAAAACAUCCAUCAUACAUACAACAAAAAGGGAGGAGAAUAUACAAAUAGCAUAUGUAGAGCAAUAAAUUAUACAACAAAGAUAAUACAACAGAUACUAUGAUAAAGAUAUGAGUCCCAUAUACAUAUUAUGUACUAUACAUGUAUAUUGUAGUUACAUGGAUUGCUAUUACAAAUUCUAUUUAGGCGUGUACCAAAGAACUAUACAGAUCCAUUUGUGGACGGACAAAGAAUAAGCGGAACGUAAAGAGAGAAUACCUAUACAAAAUCGUAAAACACUAAUAUGUAUAACACCGAUAAUAAUAAACUCCGUUAAACGUUACGAGUACCAUUUACAAUUUACAUAUAUAUAUGUUCCAUUAAAUCAAUCACAACAUACAACAAUAAUACGAUCAGUAACAACUCCCAACUCGUAGUUAAUCGUACACAAGCUUUACUUUUGUCAGCUGUGAAACUGCAUUGAAAAACUGCAUACCCGUAGAAGGUACAUUUACAUGGGCGACUCCAGGGUCAGUCUAGUCCAAAAGUCCCUCGUACAUAUUUCGUCUUGAUGGAGUGCAGAAAGUGUUAAUGUUAUCGAUCAUAUAUGACCUCUAUAUAUGUAUAUGUAUAAUAUCAAUUUGCAUAAAUAAUAGCUACCACGAAUAUAUAAACAUUUUAUACCAUACCAUAUAUCAUAGAGACAAAUUGUAGUAAAUAUUUUGAUUAGUUUGGCACACACUCACCGCCCUCUGCCCAUUCUUAUUAUUUGCAAUGUAGCUGAGAAAAAACAAGUAUAGAAAGAAUGAACACCACUGACUGUAGAGAAAGCGUAGUAAAGAGUAACGGAACGGAUGUGAACGUAGAAUGACGGAAAAAUCACUGCCAAUGUAAAGCAAGAAUGAAAUGAAGGAGAGACAGAUAGUUGGAAGUCGGUGUAUUCCUCCAAGCUAUAUAUAAAUUAGAUUAUCAGUUAAGUUCGGCUACGAUACAGACCCAAACCACGAUGACAUUCAGCAAAAGACGAAGCAAAUGACACAACACAAUCAUAUCAUAGAAACCUAUAUCAUACCCAAGAAAAAGAAGAUAAUAAAAUAUGGCGAUGAAAAUUUGUAACGCUUUAAAAAUAUUCUCGAAACACCCUCCUCCUACCACACAGAAUACAUAGAGAUCAAAACAAAAGUUGUAGAGCUAUAAAUAUCUCUCACUGGAGAAUGAACUCCAAUGCGAACUUCUCCCAAAACCAUUUGCAACCCAAUUAGAUAAAUGAUUAAUGACCAAGUAAAUUAUGAUAGAACAACAAUCUAUGGCAUAUUCGGCGCUUUGACCUUAGUUCCGUUUACAUAGCAUUGAUAACAUUUGUGUAUAUACAGAAGUAGCUAACCGCAACACCCCAUUUUCCACCCAAAACAUUACAUUCGCCCCGGAAAAGUUCCUUAGCUUGGAACGAUGGGGAAAAGCGGAAUAAAAUCUACACGAGUUCGCAGGUCAAGUAAUACAAUGUAGUUCGAGAAGAUCGAGCAUUUUCGAUAUUUCCCACCCCUUAUUUGAUGGCCGAGGCCGAGCAGAGCGAGCCCAAGUGGCUUGGCAGGUGUGUACAUACGUGUGUAGUUAUGUUAUAACAGAAACUGUAUAAUAUAUGAAAACUAACUAUUUAUAUGCAAUUCGAUACACGAGCCAUUUGAGAACAAGCAAAUUAACUAUCGACAAAUCAAACUUUGACAAACACACACAACGUUGACAAUAUAACCAUCCCACACACCACACACACACACACACACACACACACACACACACACACACACACACAGUUAUAGAAACACCCCACAGAACACACAAAAACAAAUCGCUGGAUCAACGUUGAAUCAUUUUUUACGACGCAAUAACGCUAAAAUGGAAGCCAACAUAUCCAGCACAAGAUAGCGCUGAUCUCAUGUUAACUAAAGUUAGAAACUCAAUUUCCCCACACACUUUCACUCUCUUUCUUCUAUUCACACACCUCUACCCUCACCUUCGAUUUCGAUUUCGAUUUCACUUUCGAUAUAGAUUUCCAAUUGUAGACAGACGAUGAAAAGCGCGAGAGGAAACGUUUGCCUUUAUCUACUUAAACUUACCACGUAUCGUAUUGUUAGCCUAGAUAGUUUCAAUUAUAACAGCAGCAGCCGCAGCAACAAAGCAGAAGCGAAUCAGAAGCAAGAGGAGCAGAACUAACUAACGGUACUAUCUACAAUAUAGUAUUUACCGUAAACACUUUAAUCAUAUUAUCCCCGCCGUCGUGUACCCUACUUACAAAUACAAAUACGAGAAAACUAAACGAUAAAAAGGAGGAGAACCCAAGAAAAACAAAAACCAAGAGUGGCAAGUGGAAAGCUUCAAGACAUUUUUCUAUACAAAACUCUAGCAAAUAUAUAAUUAAAGAAAACAAACAAAAUCUCGAAUAAUGUAAUUUAGCAAAUUGUAAACUCAAUAAAGGCAACCAACCAAAAACACCCAUUAAAUACAAUACUACUAGAUAACAAGGGAUCGGACCUGAGAAAUGUAGGAGAGAUCGCAGGAGCAGCCACUAAAUGAAUUUAUAUAGGAGAAAAGUCGAGGUAGAAUUAGGGCAAAUGAUCUCCA
Molecule: messenger RNA, 11236 nt
Organism: Drosophila guanche
Lineage: Eukaryota; Metazoa; Arthropoda; Insecta; Diptera; Drosophilidae
Gene: brp
Product: myosin-9
Exons: 25
Coding region: 961-7770 (2269 amino acids)
Biological process (GO): neuromuscular synaptic transmission; maintenance of presynaptic active zone structure; regulation of synaptic plasticity
Cellular component (GO): cytoskeleton of presynaptic active zone
Molecular function (GO): structural constituent of presynaptic active zone
Source: RefSeq, a predicted model, not a curated record